Molecule: messenger RNA, 1652 nt
Organism: Coccomyxa subellipsoidea C-169
Lineage: Eukaryota; Viridiplantae; Chlorophyta; Trebouxiophyceae; Coccomyxaceae
Product: HAD-like protein
Exons: 6
Coding region: 1-888 (295 amino acids)
Source: RefSeq, a predicted model, not a curated record
AUGCCCACGGGAGAGGACAGCGAGCGUGUAGUUUUGAAGCCACUGCCGCGGGCCGUCGAGAAUGUCGCGGACGAUCCCAGCUUGCACAAUCCUCUCGCGCGACAGGAACGUUUGAGCACAGGCUGGUUCGGGGUGGUGGUUGAAUUCGAUGGCGUUGUUGUGGAGGACACUUCGGACCUGCACAUCAAAGCUUGGCUGCAGCUAGCAGAUGAGGAGGGCAAGUCGAGGCCCUUGCAGUUCGCACUGAAGCGUGCAGAUGGUAUGAAGAACGAGCAGGUGGUGCAGGAGGUGUUCUGCUGGUCGCGCGCACCGAUGGAGGUGCGGCGGCUGUGCGCUCGCAAGGAGGAGCUGUACGCUGCGCUGGCCGGCAACCACAAGCCGCCUGUUGUGCCCGGCGUGCCCCUCUUCCUGGAAACCCUCGUCAAGCACAAUGUGCCGGCGGGAGUGGUGUCAUCGGCACCGGAGGCGCGCAUGCAAUCGGCGCUGGCCGCCACCGGGCUUAAACACGCGUUCCAGACCGUGGUGACAGGCGAUGACGUGUACCGGGGGCGCCCGGAUCCGGAGGCGUACCUCUUCGCCGCGCAGCAGCUGGGCCGCCCCACUGUUCGCUGCGUUGUGGUCGGCAAUUCUAACCAGAGCGUGGAGGCGGCCCGGGAGUGCGGCAUGCGCGCGGUGGUGGUGGCGGGGCGCAAGCCGCUGUACGAGCUGGGAGCAGCCGACCUGGUGGUGCGCGGGCUGGAUGAGCUGUCCUUCAUCAACCUGAAGCAGCUCUUCAGCGACGAGGAGAGCGUCGAGGCCCAGAGUGAUGAGCCAGAAUUGGAGCCUGAGCUGGAAGAGGAGCCGGCAAUCUCACGUCCCACCAUGACCAUGGACUACUGGCCGCAGUGACACCGUCAAAGGUGCUGAGAUGCAGAAGCUUUGCCUGGCUGAGAGGGCAGAGUGCAGCGCACAGGUCGGUCAGCCAAUCUGCAAUGGUUGUCAUUGCUAUUAGUAUAGCAUAGCCUUGUAAGGAUAUACGGAGAAGAGCAGGUCGCUGCCCUGAAGGUGUCCUGUCCAGCUGCCUGUUGCCAAGAGGCAUGCGCUUGUGAUUGAGUGGAAGAUUUGAUGCAACAGUGUUAUAGUUGAUCGCGGAAAUGAGUGUUUGACGCAACUAGGGAUUUGGUAGUGCCGGACCAUUCUUACCCGUGCGCGAGGCGGGCGGUGCUCGGACGAAUACAAAUGAUUAAAGGCUUGGGGGCUACUCUUGUACCAUGAUGGGGUCUGCUCAGCGCCCUUGCCACUCUGUACUAAUGCCCCCUUGUAGAGUAUGGAGUCCAGGUUGCAGACUUUGCUUACUUUGGCCAGGUCGGGGUUGCAGCCUCGGAAAUUAUCCAGCCUGCAUUAGGAUUUAGAUAGCAUUGGUGAGCACAUGUGUAAAACAGAAAGCGCGAGCGCUAAGGGAGGGAAUUAAUAGCGCAGGUCAGGGACUUUUAUAUCUUUUUGUACUAAAGAGGAUUUGCGAAAGACCUGAGGUUCUGGGAAGCAAAUGCCUUCAUUUUCAAAGCUGCCAUUUUUAUGUCGAGAGCGCUAGGGCCCAGGCUUUUCAGGGUGACUUUCUUGUGCCCUCAUUUGCAGAAUAAGUGUGCAAGUGCACAGUGUAAUACAGUCACUGU